Lacerta agilis (Sand lizard) is the source of this 3669-nucleotide messenger RNA. Its product is annotated as zinc finger protein 420-like. The record is from RefSeq and is a predicted model, not a curated record. The transcript has 8 exons. Gene Ontology annotation, biological process: regulation of transcription by RNA polymerase II. NCBI's taxonomy places the organism in Eukaryota, Metazoa, Chordata, Lepidosauria, Squamata, Lacertidae. Gene Ontology annotation, molecular function: RNA polymerase II cis-regulatory region sequence-specific DNA binding; DNA-binding transcription factor activity, RNA polymerase II-specific. The annotation marks the transcript as partial.
CAAAGAAUUCAUACGGGGGAGAAGCCAUACCAGUGCUUGCAAUGCGGAAAGAGCUUCAGUCAGAGCAACAAUCUUGCUUCACAUCAAAGGAUCCAUACAGGGGAGAAACUGUAUCAGUGCUUGGAAUGUGGAAAAACCUUCAGUCACAGCCACCAUCUCCUUUCCCAUCAAAGAAUCCAUACAGGGGAGAAACCAUAUCCUUGCUUGGAAUGUGGGAGACGCUUUAGUGACAGGGCCAAUCUCACUUCGCAUCGAAGAAUUCAUACAGAGGAGAAACUGUAUCAGUGCUUGGAAUGUGGAAACAGCUUCAGUCGCAAGAGAAGUCUCACUUCACAUGAAAGAACUCACAGUAGGCAGGAACCAUUAAGGUGCAGACAGAGGUUGGGUGAAGACAAAAGGGAUUCCUUCCGAUCUCUUGGAGGCUUCCUGAGAGCCAGGAUGGAUGAGCAAGACUCAGCUGACCCAGAAGCAGGAAGAGUCCAUGCCAUCAACCCCGGGAGCAGUGGGGGAAUCAGGGAAAACCCUGUGCAGAAGCUCCUGGGUGAGGAGGAGGAGGACACCUUCAGCUCAGAUGCGCAGAGCCAGCAGCUCCGGCAGUUCUGCCACCAGGAGGCCAAAGGACCCUCAGAGGGAAAGAUUAUCUUUGCAGAAAUGGACAUGGAUUCCUCUGAGGCAGAGAAGACUCGGUUGGUCAGGAGAGAGAGGCCACUGGAUGAUGAUGAAUCAGAAAUUAUGAACCAGGGAGAAUAUGUCUACACAAUGGAGGAGCAAUGUAAAUAUUUUGAGUGUAGAGAGAACUUCAGUCAAAGCUCCCAUUCCACUUCCCUCCCAAGAAAUUGCUUUGGGAAGAAAUCCUAUGAAUGCUUGGAAUGUGGGAAGAGCUUCACCCAGAAAAAAAGUCUCACUUUCCAUCAAAGAAUUCAUACAGGGGAGAAACCAUAUCAGUGCUUGGAAUGCAGAAAGAGGUUUCGUAAAAGGGCCCAUCUCACAACACAUCAAAGAAUUCAUACAGGGGAGAAACCAUAUCAGUGCUUGGAAUGCAGAAAGAGGUUUCGUAAAAGGGCCCAUCUCACAACACAUCAAAGAAUUCAUACAGGGGAGAAACCAUAUCAGUGUUUGGAAUGUGGGAAGAGCUUCAGUCGGAAGGAUCAUCUCAGUUCCCAUCAAAGAACUCACAGUGGACACAAACCAUAUCAGUGUUUGGAAUGUGGAAAGAGAUUCAGCCAGAAAUCAAUUUUUAAGUCACAUCAAAGAAUUCAUACAGGGGAGAAACCAUAUCAGUGCUUGGAAUGUGGAAAGAGCUUCCGCCAGAGUGCCAAUCUCACAACACAUCAAAGAAUUCAUACAGGGGAGAAGCCCUAUCAGUGCUUGGAAUGUGGAAAGAGCUUCACUCGGAAUUCCCAUCUCAGUUCCCAUCAAAGAACUCACAGCAGAGAGAAACCUUAUCAAUGCUUGGAAUGUGGAAAGAGCUUCAGCCAGAGCACCCACCUCACUUCCCAUCACAGAACUCACAGAAGAGAGGAACAAUAUCAUUUCUCGGGAAAGGAUCUGUUUGCAGAAAGGAGCCAAGAUUCCUAUGAGGCAGAGAAGUCUUUGCUGAACACCAGAGAGAGGCGACUGGGUGACACGAGGAUGCUGGCAAGACUUCCUCAUCCAUCUUCUUAUGCUGGUGGAGGGGAAGCAGCAGCUGUGGAACCAGAUCAGUUCACAGACGAGGAGUGGGCCUUGCUGGAUCCUGACCAGAGAGCUCUGCAUAAGGAAGUCAUGGAGGAGAAUUGUGCGAUCAUGGACUCUCUCAGUGGUGAUGAAUUCCUAAUUAAGAACGAGGGAGACCAUGACAAAAUCCAAAUAGUGGAAAAUCCAUGUAUAUAUUCAGAUUGCUGGGAGAACUUCUUUCAGAGCUCCCAUUCCACUUCCCUUCAAAACAUUCCCGUUGGGAAUAAGCCAUAUCAGUGCUUGGAAUGUGGAAAAAGUUUCGGGCAGCGUGCCCAUCUCAAGGGCCAUCAGAUUAUUCAUACUGGGGAGAAACCAUAUCAGUGCAUGGAAUGUGGGAAAAGAUUCACUCGGAGCACCCACCUCACUUCCCACCAAAGAUUUCAUACAGGAGAGAAACCAUAUCAGUGCUUGCAGUGUGGGAAAAGGUUCAGUCAGAGUGCCAAUCUAACUUCCCACCAAAGAUUUCAUACCGGAGAGAAACCCUUUCAGUGCUUAGAAUGUGGAAAGAAGUUCAGUCGGACAGCCAAUCUCAUUUCCCAUCAAAGAAUUCAUACAGGAGAGAAACCCUAUGAGUGCUUGGAAUGCGGAAAGAGCUUCAAUGCGAGUUCCAGUCUCACGGUCCAUCAAAGAAUUCAUACAGGGGAGAAACCCUAUCAGUGCUUGGAAUGUGGAAAGUGCUUCAGUCACAGGCCUGGUCUCACAGUCCAUCAAAGUGUUCAUACUGGGGAGAAACCUUAUCUCUGCUCAGAAUGUGGAAAGAGCUUCAGUAAGAGGGCCCAUCUCACAUCCCAUGAAAGAAUUCAUACAGGGGAGAAACCGUAUCUCUGCUCAGAAUGUGGAAAGAGCUUCAGUCAGAGUUCCCAUCUCAAGGGUCAUCAAAGAAUUCAUACAGGAAAGAAACUGUAUCGGUGCUUGGAUUGUGGGAAGAGCUUCAGUCAGAGUGCCAAACUCUCUUCCCGCCAAAUAUUUCAUAUUGGGGAAAAACCAUUUCAGUGCUUGGAAUGUGGGAAGGGCUUCAUUGCGGGUUCUAAUCUUAAGGGGGACCACAACCAAAUCCACACAGUGGAGAAGCCAUAUCAAUAUUUGGAGAGUUCAGAGAUGUUCGGUCAGGAGGAUAGUCUCUCUUCACAUCAAAGAAUUCACAGCAGGGAGAAACCCUAUCAGUGCUUGGAAUGUGGAAAGAGCUUCACCCAAAAACUAAGCCUCAUUUCCCAUCAAAUUAUUCACACAGGGGAGGUACCAUAUCAGUGUCUGGAAUGUGGAAAGAGCUUUAAUACAAUCACAAACUUCCGUCGACAUAAAUAUAUUCACAGUGAGGUGAAACCGUAUCCGUGUUUGGAAUGUGGAAAGGGCUUCGGUCGGAAAGAAAGUCUCACUUCCCACCAAAGAAUUCACACAGGGGAGAAACCCUAUCAGUGCUUGAAAUGUGGGAAAAGAUUCAGUCAGAGUGCCCAUCUCACUUCCCAUGAAAGAAUUCAUUCAGGGGAGAAACCCUAUCCGUGUUUGAAAUGCGGAAAGAGGUUCAGUCAGAGAACCCAUCUCAUUUCCCAUCAAAGAACUCACAUCGGGUAGAAUCAUAGAAUUUUAGAGUUGGAAGGGACCCAGUGUUUAUCUGGUCCAAUUCAUCUCUUACCGUCCGAACAUUUUCCCUCAUUUUUAGUUGGAAUUUGCUUUCUUGUAACCUGAAUCCGUUGAUUCGUGUCCUACCCUCCAGAGCAGGAGAAAACAAGUUUUGCUCCGUCUUGUAUGUGAUAGCUUUUUGGAUAUUUGAAGGCACCUAUCAUAUCUUCUCUUUUUCAGUACAUACCCAAAUACCUUUACUGUUCUUCGUCAGGCUUGGUUUCCAGACCCUUGAUCAUCUUGGUCGCCCUCCUCAGAACACAUUCCAACUUGUCAAUAUCCUUCUUAAAUUGUGGUGCCCAGAACUGAACAAAAGAUUCCAGGUGUGGUCUG